This is a messenger RNA of Oppiella nova, 535 nucleotides long. NCBI's taxonomy places the organism in Eukaryota, Metazoa, Arthropoda, Arachnida, Sarcoptiformes, Oppiidae. The record is from the annotation of a GenBank genome assembly.
AUGUCAACAGAAUGUCGCUAUGAGAAGGAGGCCUGGGAGGAGUGCGACGGCACAGGACAACAGCGAAGAGUUCUAAAAUUAAAGACAUCGCGUUCGGCACCAACUAAUUGUGAGCCACAGAAGUAUAUCACCAGACAAUGCAAAAAGAACUGCCGCUAUUCUAAAGGCCUUUGGAGUGAUUGUGUCAACGGAUCCAAACACCGCACCGACACUCUUAAGAUCCCAAGUCCUGGUUGUGAAGGCACCCGAAACAUCACCAAAACAUGCAAACAACAGUGUAAUUAUGUGAAGAGUGAGUGGUCUUCGUGUGAAAACGGCGUUAAAAUCAAAACACUGACCCUUCAGACUGAGACCAGUGCCCGAUCCGGAUGUGAGACCACAAGAGUUAUCAGAAAACAGUGCGGAAACAGAAACAACAGAAAGGAAAGGACCAAAAACAAGAAGACUGUCCCAAACAACACUCCAACCAUUGAUUCAUAACUAUUUUAACUACAAUUAUCUUAAAACUAUUCAAACAUUUUAUUUCUUUCUAUUC